AUGACAGAGCCUUUCACCUCCUGCUGCAUCGGUUUCAGCAGGCCAUCGCACCACCACACCACCCCCCUUCCCAAAUUCAGACCCCCCCUUCCCGGGGUGCCCCCUUCCGCCCGCUCGCUCCUGGGGGGCAUCCUGUCGACCCAGGGCUGGGGGAGCCCCGGGAGGCCAAACUGCAUUUCUCCUUUCAAGACCCAGGAGGCGGAGCUCGGUGACCUCGCAACUAAACUCCUGCUGCACUACUCCCCCAAGGUUUGUCGGAACCCCAUCUGUCUGGACCUGUCCCCCAACCUCCUCCAUGGGCGUCUGACUGGGAACAAGGUUGUCAACUGGGACAUCAAGGAUAUGAUCAACUGCGUGGGAGGUCUACCUGUCCUCUUCCCCAUCCUGGAGCAACUCACCCUGUUGACCCCUGAGAACCACACCGCUGCCGACCCCACGGGGUCAGAGUUCAUCAGCCCCACCCCUGACGUGGCCUCCUCCCCUGGGGACGGGGACUGGGUCAUCCUGCCCUCCAACAGGUCCUCGGAGGCGCGUCUGGAGAAGAACCUGGUUGCCACGUUCCUGCUGGUGCUGAAGCACUUCCUGCAGCGUCACCCCAUCAACCAGGAGAGCCUGCUGCACUCCCAUGGAGUAGCCACCCUGGGGGGACUGAUGCAGAAGCUGCCUGCCAGUCUGGUGGAUGUGAGUGUCUUGGUGUCUGCUCAGCUCCUAGUGGAGCAGGUUACCUAUGAAAAGAACCAACAGCUGCUGCAGCAGCUCCACACACACCUUCUGUUCAACUUCAGCAUCUGGAACCUGGGAGACUUCCCCCUGCGCAUCGGUCAUAUCCAGUACAUGUCCACCGUCAUCAAAGAAAACAGGAAGCAGUUCCGGAAGAAAUACGGAGUUCAAUUUCUACUGGACACCAUUCGCCUUUACUACGGUAAGAAUGUCAGCAGGGAAGGAGAUAUUAGUGAAGAUGACAAUCAGACCAUCCGAGCGUCCCUCUGCGGCCUCCUGAAGUAUUACAUCAGCAAGGGUAUGACCCAGGAGGAGAUGCACAGCAUUCUGGGAUACAUCGCCGCCAUCGGAGACGAGGAACAGCUGUGUGGAGUGAUAGAGUUGCUGCUAAGUCUGCUCCAGACCAGUGCUGCCAGGGACCAGCUUUUCCUGCUGCUGUUUGAGCCGGGGGCGGCCGACUCCUGCUACGCCCUGCUGCUCAACACCAAACACUCAGACCGCCUCCGAGAGCUCGUCUUCAAGAUGUUUGACCGCAUGCUGCGCUGCGACCGUGUCUAUGAGAAGAACAAGCAGAGGCUGAAGCUGAGGGAGGUGGGAUACUCCGGUCUCUCCCUGCUCUUCUCUGACCUCCARGUCACCCCCUCCCUCGUCAAGAGCCUGCUCAACCAGGUGCUCCACACAGAUCAUGUGGUGAGCUACAAGGACCUUAUGGCCCUGGUCCAGCUGACUCACCGGGCCGGGCCCAGCGUACGCCUGCUCGUGUGCAAUAGGCUGUACCAGCUCCUCCAGUCUCAGCAGGACGCGGCGCGGGAGAUCUCCAGACAGCUGUGCUGGCAGGAGACCCUGAUGAGGCUGUUCCUGCGCUCCCCCUGCGAGGGCGGCCCGGGCCGGGGCGACGCUGCCAGCGCCUGCAGCCUGGACCUCAACCUCAGCCGGGGCAGCGGCAGCCGCCUAGAACUGCCCCUGGAGAGGAGGGGCCGAGCAGGCAGCYCCGGAAGACUGGUGGAUGAAGACCGCCUCAGCAUGAGCUCCAGAAAAUCUGUGGAUAGUCUUGAAAACGGGGAUGUACUUUCGCUUCUGGACACGCCCGUUAGUCAGAUUGGGGAGGGCCAGUUGCUCAAGCCCUGGGCCUCUGGGGGAGGGAAAGCAGGGGGUUUGAGUUUGGACCUGUCCCACAUGAGUGCCUAUGAGGGCGGGGAGAGCGGCAACCAGACGCCGGGGAGCAUGGUCAGCACGCCAUCGCCGCUGAUGACGUCAGCCAAGGRCUUCCCAGAUACCUCGUCGGCGUCCCUCACCGAGGACAGCUUCCUGUUCAGCGACAACGUGUCAUUGGGGGAGUCGUUCAGCUGUGCUGAGCGGACGGAGGAGGAGCUGUCUCGCAUGCUGCUGGAGAUCGUGCUGUGCGUAAUGUGGCGAGGCGUGGAGGGCUCGGACGAUGCCGCCUGGCUGGAGCGGGGGCAGGUGUUCUCUGCCCUCACCAAGCUGGGCACUACCAACGAGCUUCUACUGCCUGUGGACCACAUCAAGCUCAGUCUGAUGGAGAGGAUGCUGGAGUGGGCUGUGACUGAUAACCGGGAGGCGACGGCGGCCAUGUUGCCCCAGCACACCGAGAACGCUGUGCGGCUGCUCCACGUCGUGCAGGACUUCCUGCAGGCCGAGGGCCUGGUCAACCCCACCCUGUGGACAGAGAAGGUCCUGGAGGAGACAGUGACUCUGAUGGACAGUCUAAUGGUGUGGUACUCGUCAGGGGCCCAGUGGCUGCAGCUGUCCCAGGUGGGCCUGAGGCUUCUGCUGGGCUUCAUGGCCCAGGAAGACCCCCAGGUGUGUGCCUUGGCCACAGCCAAGCUGAACGGCAUCCUGCAGACCAAGAGCGUGGAGACUCAGGACGAGGCGUGUUACCUGCUGGGCAAGGUGGAGGGCAUCCUGAGACGCUCUGUAGGGGGGCAGACAGAGGAGACCUAUAUGUGCCUGGUGCCCUUGCUCCGCACGCUGCUCUCCAAGGUGAACAAGCUGCUGUACAUGGAGCUGCACCUCCCCCAGCUGCCUGACACCAACGGCAGCCCCUCCUUCUUCGAGGACUUCCAGCUCUACUGCAACUCCCCCGAGUGGAGGGUCUACCUCGACAAAUACAUCAUCCCCUACAUGAAGCAGUAUGAGAUUGAGACGUUUAGCCAGGGUCACGAGACCAUGGCUCUGUUCUGGAAGGAGUGCUAUGAAAGCUUCAUGGUCAACCUGCACAAGAGAGAGAGGGAGAGGGGAGAGAGCAAGAUACGCUUCCAGGAGCAGUUUGUGGAGCCCUUCUCUCGGCGCGGCCGGCAGGAGAACCUGCGAUACAACAGCAUGCUGAAGCAGCUUCACAGCCAGCACAGUGCCGUCCUCAGGCAGUGGAGAGGAGCACGCCGCAGCCUGGUGUGUGAGAGAGGCCCCUGGGCAGACAGGCAGCAGAGUGAGAUGCACUGGCGAGUGUCCAGCGCGGAGAACUACUCCCGCAUGAGACUCAAACUGGUGCCCAACUACAACUAUGAGGACCACCGGCAGGCCAGCGCUCUCAGGGACAACCUGGGUGUCCAGCAGCAGAGGGUGACAUCUGAGUCCUUACUGCUGGAAGCGGUCAAGCAGGUGAAGGUCAGCGACCUGGAGGAUGACAUUCUGGAGCUGCCUGAAGACGACCCRGCAGRGACCAACAACACGGGGGAGGUGGAGGAGGCAGGCCAGAAGGAGAAGCUGGUUCUGUGGGAGGACUGUGAGCUGGUCACCCAGGUGGAUGUCAGCCCUGGACGUCUGGAGCUCACCACCCAGCACAUCUACUUCUAUGACAGCAGCACAGAGAAGGAGGAGGGUGUUGGUCAGGACUUUAAGUGGCCUCUAUCUCAGAUCCGGGAGAUCCACCUGCGAAGGUACAACCUCCGCCGCUCGGCCCUGGAGAUCUUCCUCAUAGACCAGACCAACUACUUCCUCAACUUUAAGAAAGAGGUGCGGAACAAGGUGUACAGUAGGAUGCUGCUGCUGCGCUCCCUCAGCCUGUACGGCACACGCUCACCACAGGAGCUGCUCAAGGCCUCCGGACUCACACAGAAAUGGGUGAACCGAGAGAUGACCAACUUUGACUACCUGAUCCAGCUGAACACCAUCGCGGGCCGAACCUACAACGACUUGUCUCAGUACCCAGUGUUCCCCUGGAUCCUGUCGGACUACACGUCAGAGGAGCUGGACCUGACAGACCCAGGGGUGUUCCGGGACCUGUCCAAGCCAGUGGCCGUACUCAACGAGCGGAACGCCAAGACUGUCCGGGAGAAGUAUGAGAGUUUUGAGGACCCCACGGGCACCAUCGACCGGUUCCACUACGGUACCCACUACUCCAACGCAGCAGGAGUCAUGCACUAUCUCAUCCGCGUGGAACCCUUCACGUCCCUCCACAUCGCGCUACAGAGUGGACGGUUUGACUGUGCGGACCGUCAGUUCCACUCCAUCCCGGCUUUGUGGCAGACCCUCACGGACAACCCCAACGACGUCAAGGAGCUCAUCCCAGAGUUCUUCUACUUCCCAGAGUUCCUGGAGAAUCAGAACGCCUUUGAUCUAGGGCGCCUGCAGAUCUCUAAGGAGAGGGUGAAUGAUGUCAUCCUGCCUAAAUGGGCCAAGUCUCCAGAGGACUUCAUUUAUAAGCACAGGAAAGCCCUGGAGUCUGAGUACGUGUCGGCCCACCUGCAAGACUGGAUCGAUCUGAUCUUCGGUUACAAACAGCGAGGCCCCGCGGCCGUGGAGGCACUCAAUGUCUUCUACUACUGCACCUACGAAGGGGCGGUGGACCUGGAUGCCAUCACUGAUGAGAAGGAGCGUAAAGCUGUAGAGGGGAUGAUCAGUAACUUUGGACAGACACCCUGCCAGCUGCUCAAGGAGCCACACCCUGUACGUCUUUCUCUGGAGGAGGUGGAGAAGAGGAAAGGUCGACUAGACGCCUCGCCCCUCAGUAUCUUCGAGCACCUUGCCGAACUCAAGUCCUUCUUUGUCGAGGGGAUCAAUGACAACGUGCCUCUGGUGAAAGCCGUGGUGCCCAAGAACCAGUCCCACUCCUUCAUCACCCAGGGCAGCCCAGACACUAUGGUGACCCUGAGUCAGAACUGUCUGAUGGGAACCCACGGCUGGCUGCCUUAUGACAAGAACAUCUCCAACUACUUUACCUUCAUCAAGGACCCCACCGUGGCCAACCCCAAGACCCAGCGGGUCCUGGGUGGGCCCUUCUCUCCGAGCGUGGAGGUGACCGCAGGUCUGUUUGUGGUGUCACAUGACGGGAAGCUCCUGUUCAGCGGUGGCCACUGGGACAACAGCCUGAGGGUCACCUCCCUGGUCAAGGGAAAGACUGUGGGACAUCACAUCAGACACAUGGACAUAGUCACGUGCCUGUCGACAGACUACUGUGGGAUCCACUUGAUCUCCGGAUCCAGGGACAACACCUGUAUGGUGUGGCAGGUGCUGCAGCAGGGAGGUUGUCCGGUGGGGCUGUGUCCCAAGCCGGUACAGGUGCUGUAUGGACACACUGACGAGGUGCUGAGCGUCAGCAUCAGCACAGAGCUGGAUAUGGCCGUCUCUGGAUCACGGGACGGGACGGUGAUCAUCCACACGGUGCGUCGGGGCCAGUACAUGCGGUGUCUCCGGCCGCCCUGUGAGAGCUCCCUGCCUGUCUCCAUCCUGCACCUAGCUAUCUCUUAUGAGGGGUGUGUGGUGGUUCACACCUGUGUAGAGGGCAAGGCCACGCUCAAGGAUAAGAACGGCCUGCACCUGUACUCUGUCAAUGGGAAGCACCUGUGUACGGAGGGCCUGAAGGAGCAGGUGACAGACAUGUGUGUGUCCGGGGAGUACCUGGUUAUCGGCAGCGAGCAGGGCUUCCUCUCCAUACGAGACCUGUACAGCCUGUCCCUGUGCGCCGCCCCCAUGGCAAUGCGCGUGCCCGUGCGCUGCGUGUCCGUCACCAAGGAGCAGAGCCACGUGCUGGCGGGCCUGCAGGACGGCAAGCUGAUCAUUGUGGGCGUGGGAAAGCCGGCCGAGAUGCGUUCAGGCCAGAUCACUCGUAAGCUGUGGGGCUCCAGCAAGCGCCUGACCCAGAUCUCCUCUGGAGAGACAGAGUACCAACCAGCCUGCAACCAGAACUGACCCCCACAACCACCCCUUCCACCCCCCUUUCCACUACCACCACACCCCCUCACCCUGCUGCCUGCCUGAUUGGCCCGCCAGCCCUGCCAAUCAUCACAGUUUACCCAAUCAGAUUGAACCACCCCUCGUUUUGAUUGACUGAUGACUGUUUUGGGGGAAUCUUACUCUCCUUUUCUGUUCCUCCCUCUGACUUGAAGGACAGACUGACCCACGAGUGGAAGACAGGGGGUGUGUGUGUGUGUGUGUGUGUGUGUGUGUGUGUGUGUGUGUGUGUGUGUGUGUGUGUUUUUAACUGUGUGUAAAGGUUAGGCGGAUGAGUAGGGCAGGUCAGGACGCACCAACCGGCGCGGGCGUCGAGUUUCUGAUCCUACUGUAGGUGCACACAUCCCCUCACCCUCCCCUUCAAUGACACCCAUGGCCAUUACUCUUCAUCUUCCUCCAUCAUCAUCACUAGCACGGUCAGGCCAGUGGCUCCCACUACUACAGAGACCCUCUAUGCAGACACACACUACAACAGUCUGAGCUGACCUCUGACCCCUCCACCUGUCAGGCCCAUGGAACGAAGGGGAUCCCCAACGUAGAAAUGUAAUUACUCCAAUGGGAACACUUAACCUGAUUGACGGUCCACCCAUCCCAUAACUCUGACUUCAAUGGGAAUUARAUUUCUCUGGUCAUCAAGAUAACCCACUUUUCUGGGCCCUGAACCUGAGACCACUGAGCAGUGUGUGUGUGUGUGUGUAUGUACGCUCUUUGUGUUUCUGUGUGUUGUCUCURGCUGGUUGUUUUCUCCAGUGGUCUUUGUUGACUUGGUUUUGCCUUCCAGUCUGACUAGGCUGUGACCGAUGCCUCAGGGCUCCUAUGCAGCAUUAAGGGGCUAUGUUCAGUCACAAUACAAUGUUUUUGUUUAGUUUUUUUUGUGUUUGAUGUUACUGAUAAUUGUAGUUUUUUUUUUUUUUUACAGAUGCGUGCAUGUGUAUAAGGUCUGUGGUUAGGUUGUGUUUUGUGUGGCAUUUCCAGCCCACUCCUCAUUUAGUAUAGAGGACGGGGCCCUAAGGUAUCCAACACUCGUACUAAGCCUGACACACACACACUUGUUUGCUAAUGUACACAUGCAUAGACCCCUCCCUAUUGGAGAAGCCUCUGACUGCGUUCCAUGUCAUCUCUAUUGCAAUCUCAGUAGAUUUCUAUAUCACAUUUAAUGUGGUUCCUGAGACGCUGAACACUUCUCCAGGCGUUGUGAGAUCUGAUAAUCGGCAAUAAAGACAACCUGGAACGCACCCAAAGUCCGCUAGUUUGACACUACAGAAGAAGAGAGAAGCCUAGUGUUGUAGAAUCACUAGCUACCCCAUACCGUGCCCAAAGGACUCGCUCCCCUCGAACACUACACUCUUACACACACUGCAAGCUUCUCACACAGCCCAUCACUACACUUGUGUUAGACCGCAUGUUUUGGAGGGACGAACCAUACUGAACCUGGCUUAGUGUGCAAUGUUUAGCGCUAGAUUCAUCCUAGAAUGUUUUUAUGUUACUUGAAUCAAUGUUUAUUUAUGAAUGAAAACUAGUUUUUUUCCCCGUAGGCUAUUUAAAUUCACACUACAUUAUUUGUAUGUUUUUAAGUGGUGCUUCAGUUGUUCAACYAAGAUUUAUGCGGCGAAAAACUAAAGACGGUGGAUCGAUCCACCUUUCAGAAUGAGAGGGGAGACUUUCUAAGGGCUUUUGAGAUGUCAGUGUUACAGCAAUAUAGUUCCUUCCUCUGCUCCGCUGACUGUGCAUUGGUACAUUCCAGCCUCUUCUUGUCAAGGCUGAACUAAAAAAAAAUCUCCAGUCUUCCUGUUUUUUCUGACAGGGACGACGCGAUUGGGAGAUGAGACUUAUUCUGCCAAGGGACGGCCCAAACGGCUGUCAUCUUCCAACAGUCAGAAUCACCUCAGUGUUCCUCCUCCUUCCAUCAUGGUCUCUUAGUUGGGAGCCAUGUCAGCUAGUUAAGGUCCUCUGGAGUUCCAUAAAUGCAGUAACGUCACUAAACGUGUGUCUGUGAACCAGGCCUAAUGUGGCUUUUGAGAUUUCAUGUGUGUUUUUAUGUCAAUGUUUGAGAUUAUGAAUGAUUUCACCCCCCAUUGAAUCCUUAUGGUUGUUAUGCUCCUGUCAAAUCAAAAUGACAGUUUGGUCGGGGUAGGUCAUCUGUUGCAUAAUGUGAGUGUGUUUGUUCAUGAUGACAAUAGUUUCUUAAAAUGCCAAAUUCCUUAUUUCCUUGUCAUAUCAUUUGCCUUCUUGAUAAUAAUUCAGUGAUUCUGGUUCUUAUCUAUCAUGGACUUAGAGUCAUUCAUUCUGAUUCUAUGGUAGUUAUAGAUUAGGGAUCAGACUUCUAUGUGCAGUGUGGUUGUUUUUGGUCUUAAGUGUCUCCGCAAUCUGUCUGGAGAUUGCAAUCACAGACCAACGUGUGCCCUUUUUUUUUAAACAAGAGGCCGUUUCAAUAUAUGUUUAUUUUUAAUUGUUUAUGCUGAUGUGUCUAGAUGGCAUACUCCUUUAAUCKGUUUCCAUUCUUAUCAGGAUGUGUUAAUCAUUUUUUCCAAAGGACGUAUUUAAUAAAUGUUUCUAUUUUUGUCAAUCUUAGUUUGUCAGUCAGACACCACUAUCUUGUUUUAGGACUUUCUUCCAAACCCACCACUGAAACAGUGCCUUUUUAUCCACGUUGCAUCAUACAGACAAUUAUCCGGUUAGUGUGUAGAAUUCCUUGUUACCCCUCCCUCCAUGAUAACCCAUGGAUAGCAGCAUUCCACAAACUUCACAUCCAAUAGGAACCAAGAAUCUAGAACUGUAAACAAAGUAGACUAAAAAUCWGAAAUAUAUUGGUGUCUUACCUUAGCUGCUUGCUCUGUGACUGUCACCAAAAUGGAUGUGUGUGUGUAUAUCUGAUUUAUAAAUACUGGUGUAUAAUGUACAGCAUGAUUUUUAUUUUAGUGGAUUUUAAAUMUACUUUUUGCACUUUCCAGGUACUYAAUUGUAAGUGAUUCUUUUAAAUGUCUCCCUGGUCCAUUCUGUACAGACAAACUGCUUUGUAUACACAAGUGGAAAGUAAUCAUUAAAGUCUUGUCAAAAAAUGUAA
Salvelinus sp. IW2-2015 is the source of this 8974-nucleotide messenger RNA. The record is from RefSeq and is a predicted model, not a curated record. Lineage: Eukaryota; Metazoa; Chordata; Actinopteri; Salmoniformes; Salmonidae.